This is a messenger RNA of Rhododendron vialii, 689 nucleotides long. RefSeq names its product probable histone H2B.1. Gene Ontology annotation, cellular component: nucleosome. The transcript has a single exon. NCBI's taxonomy places the organism in Eukaryota, Viridiplantae, Streptophyta, Magnoliopsida, Ericales, Ericaceae. Gene Ontology annotation, biological process: nucleosome assembly. The coding region runs from base 94 to 540 and encodes 148 amino acids. Gene Ontology annotation, molecular function: structural constituent of chromatin; DNA binding; protein heterodimerization activity. The record is from RefSeq and is a predicted model, not a curated record.
CUGUUCCUUUCCCCACACCACAACCGUCUCUUGCUUUCCUCUGUCUCUUUCCACAAUCCCAAACAUUCCCAAGUACUCUCUCUCCUAAUUUCAAUGGCACCCAAGGCCGAGAAGAAGCCCGCAGAGAAGAAGCCGGCGGAGGAGAAGAAGACCGCCGCAGCCGAGAAGGCCCCGGCGGAGAAGAAGCCCAAGGCGGGGAAGAAGCUGCCCAAGGAUGCCUCCGCCGCCGCUGGCGAGAAGAAGAAGAAGAGGUCGAAGAAGAGCGUGGAGACGUACAAGAUCUACAUCUUCAAGGUGCUGAAGCAGGUCCACCCGGACAUCGGGAUCUCGAGCAAGGCCAUGGGGAUCAUGAACAGCUUCAUCAACGAUAUAUUCGAGAAGCUGGCCCAGGAGGCGUCCAGGCUGGCCAGGUACAACAAGAAGCCCACCAUCACUUCUCGGGAGAUACAGACGGCGGUGAGGCUUGUGCUGCCCGGCGAGUUGGCCAAGCACGCCGUGUCCGAGGGGACAAAGGCCGUGACGAAGUUUACUAGUUCUUGAAUUUGGGGGUGGGGAUUAGGGUUAGGGUUUCGUUUUGGUAAUUCCUGUUGUUAUGCUUUGUUUUUUCUGUUGGAUCUUGAAUGGAAUAGGACGCUGGCGUGUAAGUACUGAUGCAUUAUGGAAUGGAAAUGAAUUUACUUUACUAUGUA